Messenger RNA from Saccharomyces eubayanus, 1704 nucleotides. It is a transcript of the gene MCD1, whose product is annotated as kleisin alpha. The record is from RefSeq and is a predicted model, not a curated record. NCBI's taxonomy places the organism in Eukaryota, Fungi, Ascomycota, Saccharomycetes, Saccharomycetales, Saccharomycetaceae. The transcript has a single exon. Bases 1 to 1704 code for a protein of 567 amino acids. Gene Ontology annotation, biological process: synaptonemal complex assembly; mitotic sister chromatid cohesion; replication-born double-strand break repair via sister chromatid exchange. Gene Ontology annotation, molecular function: chromatin binding; protein binding. Gene Ontology annotation, cellular component: cohesin complex; synaptonemal complex.
AUGGCUACAGAAAACCCCCAACGUCUCACAGUUUUGAAACUGGCCACCAAUAAAGGUCCAUUAGCUCAAAUAUGGCUUGCCUCAAAUAUGUCAAAUAUAUCGAGAGGUUCCGCCAUUCAAACUCAUAUUGCUGAAUCAGCAAAAGAAAUUGCAAAGGCCUCCGGUUAUGGUGAUGAAACAGAAAACGUAGAACACAUCACUCUACGAACCUCAGGUGAAUUAUUACAAGGUAUCGUUCGCGUGUAUUCUAAGCAAGCCACUUUCUUACUUACAGAUAUUAAGGAUACAUUAACAAAGAUCAGCACCUUAUUUAAAACAAAUCAGGGAGUGCAUGUUACAGUGAGCAGGCUAAAUACUGUCACGAGGGUUGACCAAUUGAUUUUAGAAGAUGCGGUGACAGAAAGAGAAGUUUUAGUUACUCCUGGGUUGGAAUUCUUAGAUGACACUACAAUACCUGUAGGAUUAAUGGCGCAAGAAAAUUCAAUGGAAAGAAAAGUACAAGGUGCUGCCCCUUGGGAUACAUCACUGGAGGUUGGGAGAAGAUUCAACCCAGACGAAGACCUUGAGCAUAAUCACAUGUCUAGUAUGGACCUUGAUUUCGAUAUCGAAGAAGGCCCAAUGACUUCAAAAUCAUGGGAAGAAGGAACAAGACAGAGUUCACAUAAUUUUGGUGCACAUGAAAAUUUUAUACAAGAUGACGAUUUUCCUCUUGGUGAUGCUGCAAACGUCGAUUGGGAUCUGGGGAUUACUGAAAACAAUGGUCAAAGCGAUAAUAGUGACGAUCAUUCCGUUGAGCAAGGUAGAAGGGUCGAUGGGUCGAUGAUGUCUGAAGAACCUACAGACUUUAAUUUUAACUUAGAAAUYGAAAAGGAUGCACCCAUGGAUGACAUGGAUUUAUCGACAGAUUCCCUAUUAGAACCACAGCAGUCCAAACAAAUUAGAAGAAGAAGAAAUUCCCAGUUAUUAAAUACAAAAAAUAUUCAGCUCGAUGAAGAAACAGAAAAUUCGGAAAGUCCGACUUCUUCCAACAAUUACAACCAACAAGGAUCAAGUAAUUCACUCACAGCUCAACGUGUCAAUAUAACAACUAAAAGACUAUGGAGUGAACUCGCCGAAAACAUGGCUUACUUACCGGAUUCAAUCUUUAAGAACUUUUUAUCAUACAAUUCUCUAAAGAAAAGAAAAGUACAAAAUAUAAUAGAAGGGUCAAUUGAAGAACCUGAGCUAAACAUGUCAUUGGACCUCAAUGAAGAUGUAAUCAGCAACGCGGCCGUAAGCGAUGGUAGUUUCAAUGAUUUGAAUGAGGAUGUUGCUGGCUUUGAGCCGAUUGACGCUGAUUUAAGUGAAGCUCCUUUCCUAGAAGAAGAUCUUGCCAGUACAAAUACGGGAAGCGUAGAAACCACUACACAAACGGAAAAAGUCCGCCUAGUGUCUGGUGAAGUGGCUUCUAAAGCUACCGUUCAAAUGGCGGAGAUUUUAAGAAGAGAAAUAACUGCAGAGAAAGAAGUGAUGUUUACAAAUGUUUUGAGACACCAGCUAAAUACUUCUUCAGAAAAUAUUACUAGAAGAGAAGCCAGUAAAGGAUUUUUCGAUAUUUUAUCCCUUGCUACAGAGGGAUGCGUUGAUUUGAACCAAAAAGAAACGUUUGGCAAUAUCAUGAUAGACGCCAAACCAGCUCUAUUUGAAAGAUUCAUUACUGCUUAA